Wasmannia auropunctata (little fire ant) is the source of this 1046-nucleotide messenger RNA. RefSeq names its product muscle-specific protein 20-like. Lineage: Eukaryota; Metazoa; Arthropoda; Insecta; Hymenoptera; Formicidae. The coding region runs from base 132 to 680 and encodes 182 amino acids. Gene Ontology annotation, molecular function: protein binding. The transcript has 5 exons. The record is from RefSeq and is a predicted model, not a curated record.
CAGCGCGGCCGCGGUGGAGCGCACUUUUUGUGCUUGAGCUUGAGAGCCGCGGUGGAGAGAGACCCUCUGCGCACACGUCGUGCGGAAAAUAAUUUUCCGGUGAGGAGGCCCCUGAAUUACGCGGAUCCGCCAUGCCUGGACGCCCACUCUGGCAGGUUGCUGGCAAGCGCGAAGCAAGCCAGGAAGCUGAAGCUCAGCAAUGGAUGGAGACUGUAAUCGGCCAAAGAUUUCCACCUGGCGUAAGUUAUGAAGAUGCUCUGAGGGAUGGUGUUCUACUCUGCAUGCUCAUGAAUAAAUUGCAGCCCGGUCUGAUCUCCAAAGUCAAUACAUCCGGUGGAGAUUACAAAAUGAUGGACAACCUUAAUCAGUUCCAAAAAGCCUGCGUAAAAUACGGAGUACCUGACGUAGAUCUCUUCCAAGCUGUCGAUCUGAUCGAACGUAAAAAUAUCGCUCAAGUGACAAACACCAUCUUUGCCAUUGGACGAACGACAUAUAAGCACCCGGAAUGGCGCGGACCCUGGCUGGGCCCGAAACCAUCCGAGGAGAACAAGAGAAGCUUCACGGAGGAGCAGCUAAGGGCUGGCGAGGGACUCAUCGGUUUGCAAGCUGGUACCAACAAGGGAGCUACACAAGCCGGGCAAAACUUUGGGGCUACGAGAAAGAUUCUUCUUGGAAAAUAAUGUAAAAAAUUUACACUUUUUUAUCGCCGUUAGAAAGAACUGUUUUUUUUUUGCGUAACGAGAUGACCUUUUAAAUGGAUAUGCGCAUCGUAACAUGAAUUAAUUUGUUAAAAAUAUUUAACCAUAUAUAUGUUUAGUGUUUUCGAAAGGAAUAAAGUUUUAUCAUUUUUUUUCAUGAUUAGAAGCCAUCAAGUAUAUAAUUGUUGCGCGGGAGAAAUUACGUAAAUGAACGCAUAAAUGUUAGACGCGUUCACUAUUUUGUAGCCUUAAUUUUAGCGCGUUUCACUUCUAAUCUAACGUGAGUGUAUCCGACACAAAAUGUAAUUUUACGAAGAAAUCAAUAUAUACGACAAGUGCAUCAAGAGA